AUGGCCCAAUGCCUUGCAACACUGCCGUUGAAAGAACCUUUCAGUGCUGAUACCAGAUCGACGACCCAAGCAGCCGACCUUUGGAUACCCACAGUCAUCAUUGUCGUCGUCACAGCGAUGGUCAUCCUUGCGAUUUUACUCUUGUACAUGCUGCUGCAACUUGCGCGACUCCAUAGAUGCAUGAAUGACACUCAGUCCCUGCUGGCCGAUUUUCGACUACCAGUCCUCAUGCAAGAGCCUACACUGUUUCCUGAAAGUGUCCGAAUUGAGGUGGAGAAAGCUCACAAGGCCCUAUGGAAACAAUUGCGGGACACACAAGCCAUGAUCCUUCGCAUGCAGGCCUUAAUGGAGCACAAGCUUGAUAAGUAUGAGCGAACGGUAAGAAAGCUGAUAGCUGCCAUGCAUGACCUGGAGCCAAUUACGGAGAGACUACAGACCUCAGUCAACUCUGUCUUCGAUGUGCUUGAGGACAUCUUUCAAGAAGAGGAGCGAGUCUUCUCGAAUCACACGGCGCAGUUGAUUGCAGCGGUGGAUAGACUCAAGUACAUAGUUCACCAACUACUUGACAGAAGUGAGAGACGCUUCAAUACCGCCCAAGUACUCAGACAAGAUGUUCAAAAGGCACUGGUGGCAGUACUCAACCAGAAUCAUCGAAUCCUCAUGUCCCUCGACGUGAUCCCGUGCGAAGUUGAAGCUCGACUACACCAACCUUUGCUUCGACAACUACGUGAUCUACUUGUUGAGACGACAGAUCCACUAUACCAUUGCCUCCAGCAGAUGCAAGACCUCCAGCAGAUGCAAGAACAAGGUCGAAGGCGAACACGCCCUGAUCCUGCGGUACCUCCCCCAACAGCACACGAACCAUCGUUGACCGAGGCACCGGAAGCACACUGGGUCACCCUAGAUGAUGGCUCAACGCUCCCAGUACAGCCGGAGGCAUGA
This is a messenger RNA of Symbiodinium sp. CCMP2592, 942 nucleotides long. NCBI's taxonomy places the organism in Eukaryota, Dinophyceae, Suessiales, Symbiodiniaceae. The record is from the annotation of a GenBank genome assembly.